AUGUCUCUAAGAGCCAGAAAUAGUAGACGCACUGGUUCCAAAAUGAGCUCUACUCUUAGGAAGCUAACGACCAUUGUUAAAAGCAUGAGCCAGCUGGUGAGUCAGGGGAAUCGUAGCAACGACUUAAAUCAAUUUAGGGAAGUUUUUAAGAGGGUAGCAGCUGCAAAACCACCCACUUACCUUGGGAAGGAGGAUCCUGCUAGUUUGGAGAAUUGGAUAAGGGAGUUUGACAAGUUGUUUGAUGCCAUUAACUUUCCUGAAGAAUUGAAGGUUAAUAAUGUUGUUUAUUACUUGAGGGAAGAAGCUGACCUAUGGUGGAGUCAAAACCGGACUAGGAUUUUAGAAACCCCUAACUUUGGGUGGAAAGAAUUGAAGAAGGCUAUAAGAGACAAGUUUUAUCCGGCCUACCUGAAGAAGCAGAAAUGCAUGGAGUUUACCAAUCUGAGGAAGGGAAAUAUGACCAUUAAUGAAUAUUAUAAUAAAUUUAUUGAGUUGAUGAAGCUUGCACCUGAGGUACUACCCACAGAGGAAUUGAAAGCCCAAAGGUUCGAGCAAGGUUUAACCCUAAGUCUUCAGGGGAAGUUGGGGGGGGGGGGGGUAACCUUCAAAACACUAGAUGAAGUCUAUGGGAGAGCUGCCCACCUAUAUGGGAUCCGAGGGAGAGAGUUACAGAACUCAGCUGGAGGGAAAAUGAAGAGUGAUGGGGGUUCACAUGAAGUUGAUAAGAGGCCUAGGAUUGGGGAGAGUUCUGGGGGAAAUGGGCAAUUCAAUAGGAGGGACAAUAGGGGAAACCUUGGGAAGGGAGCUAAUGGACAGGGAAAUAACAACCAUGGGAAUGGAAAUAACACCAAGCCUAAGAGAAGUUAUUUUUAUAAGAGAUGUGAGAAAAAUCACCCUGGGAAGGACUGUGAGGGAAACCCUGUGACUUGUCGUUACUGUCAGAAACUGGGGCAUUGGGAGUAUGAAUGUUACACCAAGGAGAAGGAUGUUAAGAUGGGGAAAGUCCUGGAGACCAAUAACCCACAUAAACCACCCCAGACCAAUGGAUCAGCUCAGAGGAAUGGAACCAGUAGCGGUGCAGGAGGGGCCCCUAAGGGUCGUGUGUUCAUGAUGAAUCGUCGUGAGGCUGAGGCUUCUAAUGAUGUGGUUUUUGUUACUUUCCUUGUUUGUUCUUUGAAUGCUAGAGUCAUGUCUGAUUCGGUGAGGAAUUGCUCUAAGUCACAUAAAGGGGUACCUAUCACCAUAGCUGGAGUAGAAUUUCCUUCUGAAUUGAUUGAGUUUGAUAUGAAAGACUUAGAUGUGAUUUUAGGAAUGGACUGGCUGGGAAAGUAUAAGGCUCACAUAGAUUGUGCUGCUCAGAAAGUAAAAUUGUUGGGUCCGGGUAAUGUGAUAGUGACUUAUAGGAAGGAAGGGAAGAGUUCAGGGAUCAAAAUCAUUUCUGCCUUGCAAUUUCAAAAUUGUGUCAGGAAGGGUUAUCCUAUAUACAUGUGUAGUGUUGAGGAAGUGGGAAGGGAGGAUGAGAAGAAAGAGAGUAUUCCAGUAGUUGAGGAAUUUCCAGAUGUGUUUCCUGAUGAGAUACCAGUGUUGUUUGUGAAAAAGAAGGAUGGAAUUUUGAGGUUGUGCAUAGACUAUCGUGAGUUGAAUAAUGUGACAGUCAAGAAUAAGUAUCCUUUGCCUAGAAUUGAUGGUUUUUUUGAUCAGUUGAAAGGGGCUGGAAUAUUUUCCAAGAUAGAUUUGAGGUCAGGGUACCAUUAUUUGAGAAUUGCAGAGAAAGACAUUGCCAAGAGUGCUUUCAGGACGCGUUAUGGUCAUUAUGAGUUCAUAGUUAUGCCAUUUGGGUUAACUAAUGCACCUGCAGUUUUCAUGGAUUUGACGAAUCGAAUCUUUAGGCCAUAUUUGGAUAAGUUUGUGGUGGUUUUCAUUGAUGAUAUUUUGAUCUACUCCAAGAAUAGGGAGGAGCAUGAAAAUCAUUUGAGGAAAGUAUUGUCGAUCUUGAGGGAGCACCAGUUGUAUGCUAAGCUGUCGAAGUGUGAGUUUUGGUUAGAAAAGGUAGCCUUUUUGGGUCAUGUGAUUUCUAGAGAAGGAAUUUCAGUAGAUCCCUCAAAGAUCAAUGCAGUGAGUGAAUGGACAACUGAUUACUUGUUAUUUGAUACGAUUUUAGAGUGA
This is a messenger RNA of Chenopodium quinoa (quinoa), 2166 nucleotides long. RefSeq lists its product as uncharacterized. The transcript is spliced from 3 exons. The record is from RefSeq and is a predicted model, not a curated record. Lineage: Eukaryota; Viridiplantae; Streptophyta; Magnoliopsida; Caryophyllales; Amaranthaceae. The coding region runs from base 1 to 2166 and encodes 721 amino acids.